CAACGCCGCGCCAUCCCGGGGCUGUCAAUGCCACGUUACCAAAUCGCUCGAUCUCAAGCAUCCAUGAAUCCAUCCGUCUUCCAAGCUUUUGCUUUGCUGUGCUCCUCGUGAUUUUCCCCUUGUGCCUAUCUGUCUCAGCACCAACAGCCACUUUUCCAUCCCUUUUGUUGUGCAUCAUGGCGAUUUUCCCUGCCGAUGGCCAACAACAAGGGAUCACGAGUCAAAAUUCCAAGGAUACUGCCUCCAAACUCAGGGGUAAACGGGUUCAGAAGCUUGAUGCAGCUAUUAUCAGGGGUCUUACGAGUGCUGUGCAAGAGCUUGAUAGCCACGCCGAGGUAGCAGAUUAA
Messenger RNA from Neurospora hispaniola, 347 nucleotides. RefSeq lists its product as uncharacterized. NCBI's taxonomy places the organism in Eukaryota, Fungi, Ascomycota, Sordariomycetes, Sordariales, Sordariaceae. The record is from RefSeq and is a predicted model, not a curated record. The coding region runs from base 177 to 347 and encodes 56 amino acids. The transcript has 2 exons.